This is a messenger RNA of Galendromus occidentalis (western predatory mite), 2508 nucleotides long. RefSeq names its product katanin p80 (gene kat80). NCBI's taxonomy places the organism in Eukaryota, Metazoa, Arthropoda, Arachnida, Mesostigmata, Phytoseiidae. Gene Ontology annotation, biological process: microtubule depolymerization; microtubule severing. Gene Ontology annotation, cellular component: katanin complex. The transcript is spliced from 7 exons. The record is from RefSeq and is a predicted model, not a curated record. Gene Ontology annotation, molecular function: microtubule binding. Bases 1 to 2508 code for a protein of 835 amino acids.
AUGGCGUGCGCGGCCCGCAGAGCAACAAAAGUGCACGAAUUUGUGGCGCACGGCGCUGUGGUCAACUGCAUUUCCAUCGGGAGGAAAAGUGGGAAAGUUGUAGCCACCGCUGGAGACGACAAGAAGAUCAAUUUAUGGACAAUACCGCGUUACAACUGCGUACUCCGAUUGCACGGCCAUACUACACCGAUCGACACAGUCAAAUUUCAUCCCAACGAAGACCUUCUCGCUUCGGGUUCGAACUCCGGAGCGGUGAAACUAUUUGAUCUCGAAGCAGCUCGGGUUCUCCGCACACUGAACGGGCACAAGGCAUCGGUGCAGUGCAUAGACUUCCAUCCGUACGGUGAAUUUAUCGCGUCAGGUUCCUGUGAUAACUCUAUCAAAUUGUGGGACUCUAGAAGACGGAGCUGCAUCAACACGUAUCGAGGCCAUGAACAAAAAGUGAACUCUAUCCGCUUCAGUCCAGACGGACGAUGGAUAGUCUCUGGCGGGGACGACGGUUCUAUCAAAUUGUGGGAUCUGGCCAUGGGUAAAAUGCUAACCCAAUUCAAUGAGCAUCAGGCCCCCGUCAGCGAUGUAGAAUUCCAUCCGAACGAGUACUUGUUGGCGUCGGGCAGCGAGGACGGCAGCGUGAAAUUCUACGAUCUCGAAACGUGGAAUCUGAUAUCGUCUACGAGCGGAGACUCGGGACAGGUACACUGCACAAGAUUCCACCCCGACGGAGACGUAAUAAUGGUCGGCGCUGACGACCUCAUGAGGGUCUACGGCUGGGAGCCGACGGUGAACACAUUCGACCGAGUUGUCAUGGGAUGGGGUAGGGUUGAGGACCUCAUGGUCGGUAAAGAAGCGAUCGUGGCCGCGAGUAAAUCCGUGACGAACGUCUGCGUAUACGUUCUCGACACCAACAAAGUUCAGCCCUUCGCCGGAUCGACGACGUUCAUCGACGAGGUCCCAAUGAAGACGACAUCGUUCCGUCGUUCGUCGCCUCUGGGCUCGAACCCUAGACGAAGUUUCAACACAAAAACACGCGGAAAACUGGAUGUGGCCUACAAGAGGGAGAUCAACUCUUCAGAGGCCUCCGACAACUCCUAUGAUAGCUACGAACCGUCGAGUACAGAUGACGUCUGCAUCAUGGAGCCAUCUUCGUACAACGAAAUCUUCCACCCGUCGAAGGAGUUGUCGCGAAGCCCGCCUAGAGAUUCGUAUCCCGUCAUGAGCAACUCGGGUUCGGGGCUUUUCCGUCUUCCACCUAUCAAGGAUGCAGCCCCGAAUUCGAUAGCGACGACGACCCCUGUAGGACCUUCUCGCUCACCUCCGCGUGUCGAUCCUGUGAUUUCGAGGAACCUUCAGAGUUCCGACUGUCUCAAAUCGAUCACAGCUGGCAACAAGAAUUCAGUCAAUUCAACUACCACGACGGCGAUGAAUAAUUUCAAUAACACAGUCAGUAAUACUAAUAACACAAGCAACAAGGGCAAUACCGCUUAUUCAACGAGCAACAUGCGCUCCUCGUACUCAAUGGGGAAUAUCAAGGAAACAACGCAGCACCACGGGAGCCUGAGCAGCUCUUCCUCCACGCUCAGCAGCGUUUCCGACAAUAACCGGAAGACGGGCACUGCCAAUUCCACCUCGAGUGGAGACCUCUCUCCGAUUCUUCCAGUUAGUGAACCCUCAACCCCAGUCAAAACGCAAAAUUUCCUUCCUCGACGAACCGCCGAGAAAACUUCGUCAGAACAGAGUCUCGUCUCAAUCGUGAAGCCAGUCAUGAGCGUCAAAGCGGCAGCUGUCGUCCACCCCGAAGUCGUGACGAAUAUUCCACCGGCUGUCUGCCAACCUGGGAAGCAAGGAUACAACACGGAGUCCGUUGGUAGCAACGGGACGUGCGGUGGAGGCGGUGGCGGUAUUGGAGGCGGAGGUCUGAAUUUUGACGACUUUCUGCCGGCUCACGUCCAGUCACUUUCCCGGGGUCCGCGAUCAAGCGUUCCAAUUUCAGAAACUGAAGCUAUCGAAAAAAUCAGCGCUGGACACAACGGCAUGAUGGUAGCCAUGAUGCAUCGCCUCAACGGCUUGCGUCAGAUUCAUGCUCGCUGGAAUCCUAAGGAUCCUCGAGCCGCGGUCGAGGUCGCUCUAAACUUGAGGGACGCGUCAGUUCUCGUAGACUUGCUCAACGUCCUCGUCUUACGGUCUGCCAUGUGGAAUCUCGACCUCUGCCAUUUGCUCCUCCCCGCCAUGUACGAACUCAUCCAGAGCAAAUACGAGCCUCAGAUGGCCACGGCGAUUUCGGGAAUAAAGCUCGUCCUCAAAAAUUUCGGAACCAUCAUCAAGGACACCGUGGCAGGACCCAGAAGCGUCGGCGUUGACCUCAGCCGCGAGGAACGCUAUGGAAAAUGUUCGGGCUGUCACGAAUCGCUGAUGACGAUCAGAUCCUUCCUCCUAAAGAGGCAAACCAUGCAGGGGAAAGUAGGCUCUCAAUUCAGGGACCUCCUAGCAGUCAUGGAGAUGCUCGACUGA